Molecule: messenger RNA, 1017 nt
Organism: Saccharomyces paradoxus
Lineage: Eukaryota; Fungi; Ascomycota; Saccharomycetes; Saccharomycetales; Saccharomycetaceae
Gene: NNR2
Product: NADHX dehydratase
Exons: 1
Coding region: 1-1017 (338 amino acids)
Biological process (GO): metabolite repair
Molecular function (GO): ATP-dependent NAD(P)H-hydrate dehydratase activity
Source: RefSeq, a predicted model, not a curated record
AUGUUGGCAGAACUGUCUCAUAGAGAACUCAUAAGAUUGGCGCAGAAAAGGUGCAUACCACCUUUAUUGCCCAAGUUUCAUAAGGGACAAUCCGGCGGGAGAGUUUGCAUUAUCGGAGGAUGCGAAGAUUAUACAGGGGCACCGUACUUCAGCGCCAAUGCUACGGCCUUGAUGGGUUGUGAUUUGACACAUGUCAUCUGCGAAUACAACGCUGGUACGGUCAUCAAAUCGUACACCCCAAACUUAAUGGUUCAUCCGUACCUUCGUAUGAGUAAUACCAAAUUAGAUGUUGAUAUGGACGAACAGAGAAAGAAAAUUAACUCUUUAUUGGAUAGGAUCCAUGUUGUAGUGAUUGGACCUGGUUUGGGAAGAGACCCGCUAAUGUUAAAAUCCAUCAAGGAUAUCAUAAGAUAUAUACUUGAAGAGCAUGAGGGUAAAAUCCCAUUAGUAAUUGAUGCCGAUGGACUGUAUUUAGUAACUCAAGAUAGCGAGGUUAAAGAAAUGCUGAAGAGCUACCCUAAAGGCAGGGUCAUCUUGACACCCAACGUGGUAGAAUUUAAAAGAUUAAGUGAUGCCAUAGGCAAGAAGGGAGACUCACACGCCGAGAUGGGCAGCUUGAUCGCACAAGAACUGAAUUGUAUUGUGGUAGAGAAAGGCCAGUCAGAUAAGAUCUUCUCACCCAACAGCGAAGAAGACAUGUUGACGAAUAGCGAAGAGGGUAGCAACAAGAGAGUGGGCGGUCAAGGGGAUACUUUGACAGGAGCCAUAUCAUGCAUGCUUGCAUUCAGUCGUGCAAUGUAUGAUUUUAAGAUUUGCGAACAAGAAGAAAAAGGGGAAUCGUCUAGCGAUAAAUCUUUGAAAAACUGGACAGAUUAUGCUAUGUUGAGUUGUUACGCAGGCUGCACAAUCACACGAGAGUGUUCCCGCCUAGGGUUUAAGGCUAAGGGACGUGCAAUGCAGACCACAGAUCUAAAUGACCGUGUUGGAGAGGUCUUCGCUAAGCUCUUCGGCAAAUAA